AUGAUCUUCAACAAGCUUUCUAUGCUCGCCGUCGCUGCGGUCAUGACCGCCGCGGUUGCUGCUCCCGUUCCUGAGCCCGUCACCGUCCGUGCUCCGGUCACUGUUCGCAGCCCCGUCACUGUUCGCUCGCCGGUCACCGUCCGCGCCCCAGUUACUGUCCGUUCCCCAGUUACUGUCCGUUCCCCAGUUACUGUCCGUAGCCCCGUCACCGUCCGUUCCCCGGUGACGGUUCGCAGCCCCGUCACUGUGCGCUCUCCCGUGACGGUUCGCUCUCCCGUCACCGUGCGCCGCCGUGCUCCGGUCACUGUUCGCUCUCCCGUGACGGUUCGCUCCCCGGUCACUGUCAGGCGCCGCGCGCCCGUCACUGUUCGUAGCCCCGUCACUGUUCGUAGCCCCGUCACCGUGCGCCGCCGUGCGCCCGUUACUGUGCGCUCCCCGGUUACCGUCCGCUCUCCCGUGACGGUCCGCCGCCGUGCCCCCGUCACCGUUCGCUCCCCGGUGACGGUGCGCUCGCCCGUUACUGUCCGCAGCCCCGUCACUGUGCGUCGCCGUGCGCCUGUUACCGUUCGCUCGCCCGUGACGGUCCGUGCCCCGGUGACUGUCCGCUCGCCCGUCACUGUCCGUAGCCCGGUUACCGUGCGCUCUCCCGUCACUGUCCGUCGUCGCUCGCCCGUGACUGUGCGCUCCCCGGUUACUGUCCGUAGCCCCGUCACUGUCCGCCGCCGUGCCCCAGUGACCGUACGCUCGCCCGUGACGGUUCGCUCCCCGGUUACCAUCCGCCGCCGUGCGCCCGUCACCGUUCGCUCGCCCGUGACUGUCCGCCGCCGCUCGCCCGUGACUGUGCGCUCCCCGGUUACUGUCCGUAGCCCGGUCACCGUGCGCUCGCCCGUCACCGUUCGCAGCCCGGUCACUGUUCGUUCGCCCGUGACUGUUCGCAGCCCCGUUACCGUCCGCUCGCCCGUGACUGUGCGCAGCCCGGUCACCGUCCGUGCCCCUGUCACUGUCCGUGCCGUCGAGCUCGACUAAAUGGUUGAACUUGCUCGGGUAGCACGCCCGGCAGUCUACACAAGGAUGAAGUUAACGAUCCAAGAAGCUUUGAAGCGGCUCUCAUGAUAUGAUAAACCUCAGAAAACGCAGUAGAUAUAUCGUGGCAUUGAAUUGUAGCACUUGUAUUGAAUGCAAGUCGUUUUUGUGGUCUCC
This is a messenger RNA of Coniophora puteana RWD-64-598 SS2, 1200 nucleotides long. RefSeq lists its product as uncharacterized. The coding region runs from base 1 to 1026 and encodes 341 amino acids. The record is from RefSeq and is a predicted model, not a curated record. Gene Ontology annotation, cellular component: apical cortex; protein-containing complex. Lineage: Eukaryota; Fungi; Basidiomycota; Agaricomycetes; Boletales; Coniophoraceae. The transcript is spliced from 3 exons.